AUGAGGGCGCUGCUCCCGCGCUGGGCGGCCCUGGCUGUGCGAGCGGCGGGGUGGGCACCGCCCGUCCCGCGCCGCUGUCGUAGCGGCCCCGGUCCGCCCCCGCCGCGGGAGUGGGCGCUGUCGGUGAGCCCGCGGGGGCGGCUGCGGGUGCGGCUGCCGUGCCAGGUGAGCAUCCGCCCGCUGGACCCGCAGCGCUGCCCGGACGCGGACCGGCUGCUGGUGGCCGUGAGCGGCGGCAGCCGCGGGCGGGAGCGGGACCCGGUGCGGGUGGAGCACGACGAGGCGCUGGGGCAGGUGGCGAUCGUGGCGGACGGCGUGGACAGCAAGGCCGCCGUGGACGUCCGGACUCCGGCCAAGUUCGAUUUGGAUAUCAAAACUUCAGGGACUGGCUGCGUGAAGAUUCAGAAAAUAGAAUGUGAUAACUGCAAAAUAGAAACAGAGAAGGGGACUAGUGUCUUGCAGUCAAUAAAGAGCCAUAAAAUUGAUAUACGGACAAAUGGUGGCAAAGUAAUUGGUCUUGGAACACUUUAUGGAAAUACAGAUAUUUGUGCAACAGAAAAGGGGAGUGUAAAUAUAGAGAAGCUGCAGGGGACAACCAUCAAUAUAUCUACUGAAGAUGGGCUGCUGAAAACCAAGUAUCUCUAUGCAGAAUCAGCAUCUCUCUCCUCAGAAUCUGGUGAUAUUAUGCUGGGAAGUGUUCAUGGUAAUACCAACCUACAGACCAAAACAGGGAGUAUCUCAGUAGAUUCAUCAGAUGGAAGUCUAAAAGCUUCUACGUAUCAUGGGACAAUAGAUGUUUAUGUCAGUCAAUUAAGAAAAGUGGAUCUGAAAUCCAAGAAAGGUUCAAUUACAGUCAAGGUACCUGCAUCUCUCAAAGCCUAUUUAGAGCUCUCUGGAAGAAAAGUGGAUGUGAGCUCAGAGAUCCAGUUAAAAGAAACACAGAGUGCCUCCAAAGAUGAUCAUGUAACUCUAAGUGGUCACAUGAAUCAAAGGGAUGAAAAAGACAAAUGGAUUAAGGCUGACACACAAAAUGGCAAAGUGUACCUUAAAAGCCAAAGCUGGAUCCAGUCUGUCAAGCUGAGGAGUUCUUAAAGGUGGAAUAGGCCAAAGAGAUUAAAUCAAGAAACUACAAAGGAACACUUCUGUAAAAUUAUGAAACAUUUUGGAUGAAUAUUAUUAAUAUAAAAGAGAAACUAUUAAAAAUGAGAGCAUUUUAACGCAAGAUUUGCUUGUGACAGUGCUGGUGCUAAACAGUCUGGUUUACUAUUAGUGCCUUUUAGGAACAAGAUGAUCUUACAUAUUCAGAAUUUAUAUAACUUGACCCACUUAGCUUUCAAACAAAAGUUUGGAGUUGUCAUUUAAAAAUAAAAGAAUACCAAAACAUUUUCAACACUUCCAAGAUGGCAUGCUUUGCAAGCUCUGUUAUAGUUUUAAAUUAAAUAUCUCAAUAUUGUGAGAAUGCUGCAGUUUAUGCAAAAUGCAGAGAAUUUUCUUCAACUAAGUUGUAUCAUGGAUAGGAACAGAUCGCUUUCAGAGUAGUUGUUAUGUGGUCUCCUCAUUUGGUGUUUGAACCCUGAGCAGUUUCUGCCUGGGUGAUGGGUACUCCCUGUGUAAAAAUACUUCUGUGAAAUGGCAGAAUUUGCGCCGUGUCAUCCUGAACUUCUGGUUUGUGAUAGAAAUAAGAACUCCAGCUAUGUUUACCACUGCUCAUCUGCAAAGAAAAGCUUUUAAAAUAAAUAGAAGUGCCAUGGAUCUGGCUGAUUUCAAGGCGGAGCACUCCUCCAACUGCACUUCAGGGGAGAGUCCACAUGAACAUUCUCCUGGAGGAAAAGCUGCCAUAGAUAGGAAGUGUUGCCCCUGUAACUGAGAACUGGAAUCUCUUUGCUCUGACUUAGGGCCCUGUCCUGCAAAGCUGCCAGGCAGCUCUUGGAGGCAGGAAGGCAGAGGAGGGAGGUGAGGGGAACAGGUCUGCCCUGCACAAGGGCAGGCCAAAUUUUUGUGGAGGAUCCUGUGUUACUGAAAUGCAAGCACACAGUAAAGUAAAUGGAGCUUUUAAAAGCCUUUCCAUACUUCUCUAUGGCACCUUAUAAAAACAGUAGUGAAAUUCGUGUUGUAAGAUGAAGUGUAAGAGUCCCUGCCAGCUGAGGGGAUGGUGAGGAGCAGGAGAGAAUUCAGACUGUCAGCUCAGGCUUUAAGUUUUGUAUAUAUGUGUAUGUACUUUAGGUCAUAAUGGUAAAUUAUGAAAUUAACUUCUCCUUUGCCACAGGAUUCUGCAGGAGGUAUAAUUGCCCCUAGCUAAUGGAAUUCAGCAUAUCUACUGUAAUUCAGGGUGGUUAAAAACUCCACUUCCUGUUUACUGUUGUGUGUACUGUUUGUUGGGUUGAGAUAGGCAGUGAUACAGAUGACAAAUUAUAUGUAUUUUUAAUAUAAACACUAAUAUAUAAAAUAUUUCUAAUAGUAUUACUAAAGGCAUUGCAAUAUUAUUUGACACAAGUUAUUAUUAUACUUUUUUAAGUUACAAAAUUAAUAAAUUAUUAUGGCUUUGGAUAUCUAGAAAAAUAUUUGAAACUAGUGAUUUCCAUCCCCUCCUGCAGCCAAAGUGAAAAAUGCACCUCAAAAUUCACACCACAUGAAAACAUAAAAACAGUUUAGUAGGUACUUCACAAGAUCAAAUCCCUUAAAUGGUCCCAUUAUUCACCUGAAAUACAAAGCCUAUCAGCCUCUGAGGUUAAGGCUGUGUUAAGGGAGAACAUAGUAAGAAAACAGGUUAUUUGUUCUACAUUCAAAAGAAAGCAAACUUGGGCUUUGAAUUAAUUUUCUAAAUCUAGCAAUUAUUAAACAUCAGGAUUGUUAGUUACUCACUUAAACAAGUUUAAAUCAACCAGCAGAAAAAUUGUGCUACCACUAAAGCUACUGCCUCUUUCCAAGUCAAUACAUGUUGAGACCAGCUAGAAUGUUAAUAUAAAGGUCAAGAAUGAGUUGAAGAAGGACAAAUCCUUGGGAGUUUCCCCAAAGGCAUUGAACAGUGUCUUGUUCUGCUACAAUGAGGGGAAACUGUAUUUUUCUCUAGACGAGGAAAGAUUAGUAGGUUAUCAGCAAUUAGAAUUUGAAUGGCGAAUCCCCUUGUAUGCUCAUAUAUCUUUUUUGUCCAUUUGAUGAGAAGUCAUUCUUGUAACUGGAACAAAUUUAUAAUUUAACAGUUUUUUCAUCUGUGCUCCCUGUAAUUUGGUUCUCCUGCUCUUGCAUCUGCCAGCCAGCCCACAGUUCAGAUCUGCAGACAUGAACAUCAGCUUGUUUAGAGAGCUGGACUGAGCCCAAGAGGCUUUUGUGAGAAUGAGGGCUCUGGGUGCACAAGUGACUGUUGAGAAGUGGAGAACUGUGCAUAAAUGUAUGGGUGUAGUUGUGUAUUAAAGAAUCUGUAGUCAUUACCUACUCACUGCUCUUAAUUCGUCAAGAAGGCUGUACUUGAUGAGUACCAACCACAUCAAGUGUGAAGUUCUCUGGGGAGUCAGAGUGUUUAUGUCCUGGAGAAGACCUUCAUGGCAAACAAGAACCUCAAACACAUGCAAAUUUAUUCAUUGCUUACUCUGCACAGGACUACAAAACUUUCAUUAUUGAAGGAUGAAGACAGCUUGAAUCAACAUCUGAGAAAUAGCAGUGCUGUCUGAGUGCAGCUGUCUUGCUUGAAGGCAUUCAUACUCCUGUGAGAAAGAUUUGUUAUGCUUCCUUACUAAUGCAACAAAUGGCCUUUUAUUAAAGAGUGAUUAGUUUUAAUAACAAAUAA
Messenger RNA from Catharus ustulatus (Swainson's thrush), 3784 nucleotides. It is a transcript of the gene FAM185A, whose product is annotated as family with sequence similarity 185 member A. The coding region runs from base 1 to 1092 and encodes 363 amino acids. The transcript has 8 exons. The record is from RefSeq and is a predicted model, not a curated record. Lineage: Eukaryota; Metazoa; Chordata; Aves; Passeriformes; Turdidae.